Molecule: messenger RNA, 870 nt
Organism: Penicillium cosmopolitanum
Lineage: Eukaryota; Fungi; Ascomycota; Eurotiomycetes; Eurotiales; Aspergillaceae
Product: putative formin binding protein
Exons: 2
Coding region: 1-870 (289 amino acids)
Biological process (GO): mRNA splicing, via spliceosome
Cellular component (GO): precatalytic spliceosome
Molecular function (GO): RNA binding; zinc ion binding
Source: RefSeq, a predicted model, not a curated record
AUGGCCGAAUACUGGAAGUCAGCGCCUCGUCACUGGUGCAAGCAGUGCAAGAUCUUUAUUCGCGACACGCCCUUCGAAAAGACCCAACAUGAAGCUAGCCCGAAACACCAAGGCAGCUUGAAGCGAUUCCUCCGAGAUAUCCACAAAAAUAAUGAAAUUCAACAAAGAGAUAGCCAACGUGCGAGGAGCGAAGUUGAAAGAUUACGACAAGCUGUCGGGGGCGGAUCCUCUACGGCGAAAGAUGCCACUCCGACACACACAGCACCGCCGGCACCAAAGCCUAGCGACAGAUCGGCCAGCAUAGAAGAUCGGAAGAAACAGAUGUCGCAACUGGCAGAAAUGGGCGUUUCAAUCCCUCAGGAGUACCGUGCGGACAUGUCUUUGGUUGGCGAGUGGCAGACACUUUCAGAGACAAAUGUCGCCGCCGAAGGCCUCGAGGGAGCUAGCAAGUCUAUUGGAGUCCGCAAACGCAAACACGAGGGCGAUGAGGAAGAAGGAGAGGUCGACGAGCAUGCUCCCGGGAAGACAACUAGCCUAGGCUGGGGUUCAAAGUUGAGAACAUACCCUGGAGAACAGGAUGGGGAAGACGACGAUCUGGAUGCCUUGCUUUCCUCUAACAAGGAGCUUAAAAAGCCUAAAAUUACAUCUGCCGAUGCUGAGUCCGAAGAGAAAAAGCUGAAACCUCCUGCCCUCGUAAAGCAAGAGGAUGAGGUGUCAGAAUCAGCUGCCCCCGAGGCCGACAAGUCAUCAGAUGCGAAGACCGAAACGCCUGGGGUCGAUUCAGUGGCCCCGAAGGACGAAAGACCACCAGCUGAAGAGGCGACCGGGUUUUCUUUCAAAAAGCGCAAACCUAAGGUCAUGAGAAAAUAA